Phytomonas sp. EM1 is the source of this 850-nucleotide messenger RNA. The record is from the annotation of a GenBank genome assembly. Lineage: Eukaryota; Euglenozoa; Kinetoplastea; Trypanosomatida; Trypanosomatidae.
AAAAAGGGAACCGUGGCUGUGUGUAAAGCGGGAGGUGGAUCAGAAAUCCAAAUAACAAGCUCAAGUAAUCAGGUGGACACGUAAUGGUAAGUUGGUAAAACAAGAACAUGCUAAGAUGCUAGAUAUUCAACCUCGUCCAAGCUCAAAUGGCAUCCCAGAAACAUCAGAAUUUUAUAUAGAUGAGAGUUAUUCCACAUACCGACGUUUGGUUCGAACAAUCGUUUGCGGUAGUCUGUUUGGUCUUGGGUUCUGCAUUGCCACCCCUACCUCGCCACUUAUGAGACUGUCUCUCACCCAAGAAAAUAAAAAAGAUCUUGUUCCGAGAAUGAUGAGGGAUUUCUUUUAUAUCAGCUUCUCAGCAAGCGCUUUGACAUAUUGGUGCGUGAUGGAGCCUUCGAUUACCAACCCCAAAGCAAAAGAGGGUUUCAUGCCGUAUUUGGGCCCAUUAACAGCUGAAAUUCCAGCCCUCAGUUGCUUGGUUGCUUCACAUCUGUACUACCCAGGAAUCGGAGCCCUUGUGAAUGAGGUGACUUGGCGAGAAAGGCGAAAGGAAUUUGUACGCCUGAACCUCAAAUGUUUCUUUGCUUACGCUCCCGUUCAUGUUCCAGCGACUUUACUGAUUGGUGCCAGUUUGGGUUUGAUUAUAUUUCCAUUUAAGUUUAUGAAGCAAUACUCAUACAAGAACGCCCAGCAAAGGAUACGACAAUGAUGGUGUGCCUAAAUUUGUCCUUCUCAAGGCGCGACGAUGUUGGUGUCUGUUUGAAAUUGUCAUAACGCUUCACAUAAGUUUCACUUAUAUCAUACUUAGCGCUUCUUUUUUUAUUAGUUAUCCUCCCACUACUGGAAUGAA